AUGGAUACCAUAAAGUUCCCUCUUCCAUGGCAGCCAAAGAGGCUAUAUGACACCUUAGCAAGAGUCUCAUUCGAUCAAUUGGUCUGGGCCCCAAUUGGUAUUCCACUUUAUUACAGUUGCAUCACAUUCAUGGAGGGAUACGGAGUCCCCGAAAUCAAGGCCAAGUUACGCGAAGUAUACCUUGACACGCUAAUCAAUAACUGGAAAGUCUGGCCUCUAUUCCAGGCAUUCAACUUUUGGUUCACCCCCGUUAGAUACCGUCUGCUGGCAGUCAACAUCAUAAGCAUAGUAUGGAAUUGCUACCUGAGCAUUGAAAACCAAAUGUCUAACGCCAAGGUUGAGCACAGUGAACAGUGA
Ogataea angusta is the source of this 357-nucleotide messenger RNA. RefSeq lists its product as uncharacterized. Bases 1 to 357 code for a protein of 118 amino acids. NCBI's taxonomy places the organism in Eukaryota, Fungi, Ascomycota, Pichiomycetes, Pichiales, Pichiaceae. Gene Ontology annotation, cellular component: cytoplasm; membrane; mitochondrion. The record is from RefSeq and is a predicted model, not a curated record. The transcript has a single exon.